AUGGCUCCCCUUGAGCAGCAGUGGGUCAUUGUCCAGCAAAAGACCUUUACGAAAUGGCUUAACAGCAAGAUCUCCGCUCGCGGCCUGGUCAUCAAGGACCUGUGCACCGACCUUUCCGAUGGAACCCUCCUCAUCCACCUGCUCGAGAUCCUGUCCCAGGAAUCUCUCGGCAAAUACGCCUCGAAGCCCAAGCUGCGCGUCCAGAAAUUCGAAAAUGUCAACAAGGCGCUGGACUUUGUUAGGAAUCGGAGCAUCCAGCUGGUGAACAUGGGCGCGGAGGAUGUCGUCGACGGCAACCGUAAAAUCAUUCUGGGCCUGAUCUGGACUCUCAUUCUCCGCUUCACCAUCAGCGACAUCUCCGACCAGGGUUUGAGUGCGAAGGAGGGUCUGUUGCUGUGGUGCCAGAGGAAGACCGCCUGCUACGACGAGGUCGAGGUGCGGGACUUCUCUUCCAGCUGGAACGACGGUCUGGCUUUCUGCGCUUUGCUCGAUAUCCAUCGCCCCGACCUCAUCGACUACGACUCGCUUGACAAGAACGACCACCAUGGCAAUAUGAAGCUUGCAUUCGAGAUUGCUGCCAACGAGAUCGGCAUUCCGGACCUCCUUGACGUCGAGGACGUUUGCGACGUUGCCAAGCCCGAUGAGCGUUCUCUGAUGACCUACAUCGCCUACUGGUUCCAUGCCUUUUCGCAAAUGGAGAAGGUCGAGAAUGCCGGUCGUCGCGUCGAAAAGUUUGUACAAAGCAUGCAGGGUGCUUGGGAGAUGCAGAAUUCCUUCGAGCGCCGUAUGAGGGAGCUGCUGCGCCAGAUCGCGGAGCAAAAAACGGAGUGGGAAGCUGGCGAGUUCGAUGGAACCUAUGCCGAUGCGAAGCACCAAUCUGCACUUUUCACAAGCUACAGAAGGAGCAAGAAGCGGGAGUGGGUUGCAGAGAAGUCGGAUUUGACCAGCCUCUUGGGCAAUAUCAAGACCAAGCUCAGCACAUAUCGUUUACGCCCUUACACGCCACCGCCGGAGUUGAGUCUGGAGGCUCUGGAUCAAUCCUGGGCCGGACUUAUGUCAGCAGAACGCGCAAGAAGCUCCGUCAUCAACGAGACGAUCAGAGAUAUCAAAAAUGCCCUUCGCCGCUCAUUUGCUGAUAAAGCGAACGAUCUGGCGCUUGCUCUUAACACACUGUCUGUCUCUUUAUCAGGCCUCGAAGGUGACGUGGAAGACCAGCGGCAACACACGCAGAAGCUCAGCGAGAACGUGCAGCCUUUGGACCAGUUCUUGGACAUAAUUGCCAAAAUCGACCAGCAAUGUCAAGAGGCUAACAUCGAGGAGAAUGACUUCACAACAUACACAUACGACGAGCUUGAGUACGAGCUCGGAUUAGUGAAAGCAAGCGUCUCGAAGAAGCUUGCUUUCCUCGACAACCAGAUGGUGGCACGUAACAUGACCAAUUUGACACCCAUUCAACUGGAGGAGUUCGAAUCCGUCUUUAAGCACUUCGAUCGUGAUCUGAGCAACUCACUGACGGAGCUUGAGUUCUCGGCUGCGCUGGCCAGUCUCGGUCUCGUCUAUGACGAGGAGGAAAUGCACGAACAGUUCAUGGAGACGAGCGAGGGAAGUAAUUACGUGUCGUUCGAGCAGUUUAUUCGGUUCAUGGUCCACGAGACGGAAGACCAGAACAAUGCCGACCAGGUCUUUGAGAGCUUCAGAGAAGUUGCGGAUGGCAAGCCUUACGUCACGGAGAUGGAUCUCCGCCAUUCGCUCGUGCCGGACGAGAUCAUCGAAGACCUGAUCAAGCAAAUGCCAGAACACAAGGGCCCCGACUUGCAGGAGGACCGCGAACUGGCGAAGUACGACUACGUUACUUACAUGAACAACUUCAUUUCGGGCGGCGGCCGCGAGAUGGAAGGAGCUAAUGGAGACGCAUCUUAA
This is a messenger RNA of Diplodia corticola, 1920 nucleotides long. Its product is annotated as alpha-sarcomeric (f-actin cross linking protein). The record is from RefSeq and is a predicted model, not a curated record. NCBI's taxonomy places the organism in Eukaryota, Fungi, Ascomycota, Dothideomycetes, Botryosphaeriales, Botryosphaeriaceae. Gene Ontology annotation, cellular component: cortical actin cytoskeleton; cell junction; actomyosin contractile ring. Gene Ontology annotation, biological process: actin filament bundle assembly; actin cytoskeleton organization. The transcript is spliced from 5 exons. Gene Ontology annotation, molecular function: actin lateral binding; calcium ion binding. The coding region runs from base 1 to 1920 and encodes 639 amino acids.